Molecule: messenger RNA, 1030 nt
Organism: Amaranthus tricolor (Joseph's coat)
Lineage: Eukaryota; Viridiplantae; Streptophyta; Magnoliopsida; Caryophyllales; Amaranthaceae
Product: protein LATERAL ORGAN BOUNDARIES-like
Exons: 2
Coding region: 165-701 (178 amino acids)
Source: RefSeq, a predicted model, not a curated record
AUGAUCACAAAAUCUAUCUAAUUAAUCAAACACCUACAAAAACAGUUUCACUCUAUUCUUCUGAAUUUCCUUAACAUCAAGGAACAACAUCUAUCUCUUGUGGAUUUAAUAAAGCCUUAAUAUCUGGAAAGAGUAAAAAGAUUAAAAUCAAAACCCCCAAAAAAAUGGCAUCAUCAAGCUCCUACAACUCUCCAUGUGCAGCCUGCAAAUUCCUACGCAGGAAAUGCACGCCAGGCUGCAUAUUUGCACCCUAUUUUCCUCCCGAAGAGCCUCAAAAGUUCGCCAAUGUUCACAAAAUCUUCGGAGCAAGCAAUGUUACCAAGCUUCUCAACGAACUUCUUCCGCACCAACGUGAAGACGCCGUCAAUUCCUUAGCUUACGAAGCCGAGGCUCGAGUCAGAGAUCCUGUUUAUGGCUGCGUAGGCGCCAUUUCUUACCUUCAAAGACAGGUUCAAAGACUACAAAAAGAACUUGAUGCAGCCAAUGCCGAUUUACUACGCUAUGCUUGCCAUGAUAUUAGUUCUACCACCGCCGCGUUGCAGGGGAUUCCACCCCCACCACCUCCGCCGCCUCGUCCGACAAUUGAUCAAUUUGGUGGGUUUUAUCAACCGUCUGAUCAUAAUUAUACUUACCCUAUUCUUCCUUGGAGUGAUAUGAAUGUUGAUCAAAGAGGUGAUGAUGAUCAAGGUAAUAACAUGUGAUUUUAUAAUAUUGUUUUUCAUCAACCCUAGCUAUUAUUUAGCUAGCUUAGCUUUUUAAUGGUGGCAUAAUUAAGGUGAUGGAGAACUUAUAUAUAAUUAAACUCAUCAUGAUAUUAUGUUUUUUUAUGCUUUUAGAAAGCGGAUAUUUUUUUAAUCUGGAUAAAGGUCGGAAGAUUCUCUACAGGCAAGGAGAAAAGGGCAUUAUUUUUUUACUAUCCAGUGAAAAUAUAUUGAACUUGUAGUACUUUUUGUUGGAGUUCUUUCUUUUUUUGGGAGAGUUUUCCAAUUCUUUUUUUUGAGGGUCAAUAUAUAUUAUUAUUAAUUUUGAG